GUGAAGAGUGAAGGUAACCUGCAGUGUGCUCGCCACUUCCACUCCAGCCAGGCACAUCAGUGUUAACUUCCCCGGAUUGUGUACCGCGCGUGGAGUGCUGUUCAUUAAGGAGGAACCUCUUCAGAAUUAGGAAUACAACAGUUAUACAAUAAACAUUUUGACUUGAUUAAUUUUCGAAUAACUUGGCAGAAAUACAGUUAUAAGUGUAGGAAGUUACUGGCAUCAACAUUUCUGAAAACAUUAACAGAUAUUUCGAAAGAUCAUAUGAUCAUAUGUAUUAAAACAUCAAGACAUAUGUUCAAGCAUCAGAAUGUUUAUUAAAACAUCAUGGUAUAUAACUGGAACGAGUUUUACUAAAACAUGAGAAUAUGAAUUAAAAUCUCAAGAGAUGCAUUAGAAAAUCAAGAUAUUAAACAUCAAGAUAAUAAAACAUCAAGAUACUAAACAUCUAGAAAUAUUAAAACAUCAAGAAAUUAAAAUAGCCAUAGAUAUUAUAACUCCAAGAUAUUAAAACAUCGAGAUAUAUUAAAACAUCAAAGGAUACAAGAGGAAACAUUGGUAAAAGAUGGUGGAGUUCAGCUUCGACUGGUCAGCUGGGAUGAAAGGCAGCUUCGGCUGGGCCGACUACCUGGUCUUCGUCGGGAUGCUGGUGGCCUCGAUGUCCAUCGGCAUCUUUUACGCCAUCAAGAGCCGCAAUAAAGCCAACGAUGAGUUCCUCCUGGGAAGCCGCAGCCUCUCCUGCUUCCCGGUCUCCAUGUCCCUCCUGGCCUCCUACAUCUCCUCUAUCCUCGUUCUAGGAGGACCGGCGGAGGCAUACUACCACGGGGUCGAGUGGUGGUACAUCUGCGGUGGUAACCUUGCCCUGAUCGUCGUUGCCUUCGUCUUCGUUCCCUUCUUCUAUGAAUUUAAACUGACUUCGAUGUACGAGGUACAUCUACGCUACGCAUCACGCUGGGUACGGUGUGUGGCCGGAGGGAUGUUUGUGAUCCAGAUGUUGCUCUACCAGGCUGUGGUCAUCUACGCCCCGGCUCUCGCCCUCGCCUCCGUCACCUACUUUCCCCUGUGGACUUCAGUCAUUGCUGUUGGUGUCAUCGCUUCCGUGUACACAGCUUUUGGAGGAAUGAAGGCCGUGGUGUGGACUGACGUGUUGCAGCUGGCUGUGUUGAUCCUGGGGCUGGUGGCCAUAACCAUCAAGGGCAUCUUUGAUAUGGGCAGCUUCCAAAAGGUGUGGGAGGUUGCCGUCCAAAACGACCGCGCUGGAUCUCACAUAUAUACGUACGGGUUCUCACCCCUGCAGCGUCACACUGUCUCCAACAUCAUCAUCGGCAGCAUAGUGAUGACCAUGUCACAGUAUUCGUGCUCCCAAACAGCCGUCCAGCGUUACGCUAGCAUCAAGAGCCUCCCUCAUGUUUACAUGGCCAUCUUCCUGGUGAUUCCCUUCUACAUCCUGCUCAUCUCCCUCGCCCUCAUAGUAGGUUUGGUGAUCUUCGCGACGUACGAAGGCUGCGAUCCUCUUGCUGCCGGCCUCAUUGCCAAGAAGGAUCAGAUCCUCCCCUUCUACGUCAUGGAUCACCUUAGUUCCGCUCCAGGCCUUCCUGGACUCUUCGUAGCCUGCAUCUUCUCUGGCUCCCUGAGCACCAUCUCCUCCGGGGUCAACUCACAAGCAGCGGUGACCUGGGAAGAUGUGUUCUCCAACAUGCCAAGGUUUGCUAAGCUCACUAAGACCUCACAAGCCAUGAUAACCAAACUCCUGGCCCUGGGCUACGGCUUCCUGGCGGUGGGUCUGGCCUUCCUGGCGGGGAACCUGGGUGGUGUUCUGCAGGCAGCCAUCGCUGUUAUCUCCUCCGUGGCUGGACCUCUGCUGGCGGUGUUUAUCAUGGCUCUCUUUAUGCCUUUCACUAAUUCCAAGGGAGCGUGUGCGGCGAUGAUCGUGGGAACUGCGGUAGCUUUAGGGUUCAGCUUUGCUGCCACCUCUCUGGGCAUCAUUCCUGAAUUGCUGCCCACCUCUACAGAAGCCUGCCCUGCCAACCUUACCCUACCCCUGCCCCCAAACACGCAUCCUGUCAGAGUUUCCGACCUGGAGUACCCACAGAAGAUCUUCGGCCUCUCGUACACGCAGCUGGGUCCGCUGGGAUUGGUUGUGGGUCUGGUGGUGGGUGUCCUCGUCAGUCUUGUCACAGGAAUGUCAGGAGGAAGGCGUGUACCACGGUCUCUGGUACAUCCGUGGGUCAGAAGGACCUUGCCUGAUCCUGAUGAUGUCGCAGCUAAAGUCAGAGCUCUGUCCUACGACAACAAGAUGGCAACGCAGUUUUAACUUCUGAUAAACUAACCUCAAAACAAAAAAUAUCAGAAGCAUGAGUGUAUGAAUGCGGCUAUUUUCCUCUGGUUAACUAGGUUAAUGGAGAUUAAUCUACGUCCAUCUAGCUAGUUUAUAUAAUAAAUAUAUAACAGAAAUUUUUAAUGUUUGCUUUGUAUUUGUAUCGUGAUAAUGUUCACUAAAGAACACAUUGUUGUUGUUGUUUGCUUCAACCUAUAUAAUACUCUUUGUAUACAGAUAUAUAGUCAAGAAUAUUUGAAUACCUAGAACGGGUAUCAAGUAAAGUGUCCAUGUAUAUACACAGAGAGACGUACACCUCUCGGUGAGCAUACACUACGAGAUAUAUAUCUUUCAGUGUACUGGUAUAUACACUGAGGGAUUUAUACC
Messenger RNA from Cherax quadricarinatus, 2704 nucleotides. Lineage: Eukaryota; Metazoa; Arthropoda; Malacostraca; Decapoda; Parastacidae. The record is from RefSeq and is a predicted model, not a curated record.